GAGAAAGAGAGAUGUCUCCACCAAUUUCUUACACUUCAGCAGCCAAGUGACUGGGCAACACAGUGAAAGGUUUUCUUAACUCUUUCGUGCCUCUCAUGGAGUGAAAUCAAGAGAUUAAGAAAAUGGCUCCAUUGACUGAAAAGCCUGAAUUGAGACAUAAACAAAAUCCAGAAGUAGAAAAGGCAAGUCCCUCUGCCACAAUGAGCUCUGAACAUGAAGAAAUUGAUGUUGCAAAAACUGUUGUCAAUGGGCUGAGCAGCAAUGGACAAGAAAAAGCUGUUGACGUCCCUUUAUGUACACGUUCUAUUUCUGCCGUUAAAAUAAUCCCUGUGAAGAAAGUGAAAAGUUCUCCUCACCUAGUGCUGCCUACAGAAAUGGAUCCCACAAAAGUCUGCAGUGGAAAAGGAGCUGUAACUCUCCGGGCAACUCCAUCCUAUGAAGGGAAUCGGAAUGUCACUUCACCAUGUCCUCAGGAUGCUGAGCAACCUGAAAGUCUGGAGCCAGAAAACUCAGAAACAGAUGAUUGGAGGUCAUCGUCGAACACUGAUGCCAAUGGGGAUGCCCAGCCAUCUUCUCUGGCUGCCAAGGGUUAUAGGAGUGUGCGUCCAAACCUCUCUGCAGAGACCAAGCCACAGGAUGCCACUGCCACCACCUCAGCUCAGCCUGGAGUUAUAGUAGUCCCCCUCCUUCAGGUUAAUCCAGACAGACAACAAGAAGGCAGCUCCAGCACUCCACCACCGCCUCUGGUUCCUUUCGGGCAAGGCUCCGUAAUCCCUGCGAUUGUUCCUCCUGGCUCACCCUUGACUUUUCCAACUCUUGACGAUUUCAUUCCCCCACAUCUCCAGAGGGGCUCCCACCAUAACCAAGCACCCUCCACAUCUGGCACAUUACCCUCUGUUUACCCGAAACUGCCAUUCUUCUCAUCACCACCUUCACUUGUCCCUCCAGUCACAGGGACUUUGCACAGGGGCUUGAAGCCUGAAAUCACUGGAGUCAUCUCACAUACAGACCCAGGUCCUGUGCUAAAUGAAGUGCCCCAGCCUGGCACUGACUAUCCAAGCUCCAUCACUUCCAUAAGCAAGUCUGCCUCUGCCUAUCCUUCUACCACAAUCGUCAAUCCCACUAUUGUCCUGUUGCAACACAAUCGAGAACAGCAAAAAAGGCUUAGUAGCCUGGCAGAUUCAGUGCCAGACAGAUUAGUUUCUGACAGAGUUGAUUCAGCACUUCUGCGGGACAAGCCGGCUCAGGAGACUGUGCCAAGUGAGAAGAGGGCAGUGGAGGAGAAGAGAAGCACUGUCAGGAGCCCUCCCUACAUGGCUGAUACCUCUGUUGAUGACAUUGGAAUUCCACUGAGGAAUACAGACAGAUCGAAGGACUGGUACAAGACGAUGUUCAAACAGAUCCACAAGCUAAAUAGAGACAAUCCUGAAGAAAACCCCUAUUGCCCUACCUACACAUUUCCUGAACUUCCUGAAAUCCAGCAAAAAACUGAAGAAGACAAUCCUUAUUCUCCUACAUACCAGUUUCCUGCGUCUACUCCUAGUCCUAUCUCUGAAGAUGAAGAUUCUGAUUCAUUCUCUCCGCGUUAUUCCUAUUCUGAGGACAGCAGAACCCAAGUUCCCCGCUCCAAGAGUGAGAUGGACAAUAUAGAUUCAGAGAAGGUUGUGAAGAGGUCUGCCACUUUGCCGCUGCCGAACCGUGCUUCAUCACUGAAAUCAAGCCCAGAAAGGACUGACUGGGAGCCUCCAGACAAGAAGGUGGACACCAGAAAAUACCGUGCAGAACCCAGGAGCAUUUAUGACUAUCAGCCAGGGAAGUCCUCUGUUCUGAACAACGAAAAGAUGACUCGGGAUAUAAGCCCAGAAGAGAUAGAUUUAAAGAAUGAACCUUGGUAUAAAUUCUUUUCGGAAUUGGAGUUUGGGAAACCGCCUCCAAAAAAGAUUUGGGAUUAUACUCCUGGAGAUUGCUCUAUCCUUACUAGAGAGGAUAGAAAGAGUGAUCUAGAAAAAGACCUCUACCUCUACCAGACUGAGUUAGAGGCAGAUUUAGAAAAAAUGGAGAAGCUUUAUAAAGCACCACAUAAAAAGCCACAGAAGAAUACAGCAGGUGUUACUCCUCUGGAAACUUCCACAGACCAUUCUUCCUACUCCACUUAUUCACCCAACUACCAUGCAGUGAAGAGGGAGUCAGAGCUAGCUGUGGGGGACCCUACUGCCUUGGAGAAUGAAAGGCAGAUUUACAAGAGUGUGCUGGAAGGUGGAGAUAUCCCAUUCCAGGGGCUGAGUGGUCUCAAGCGGCCUUCGAGUUCUGCUUCCACAAAAGAUUCAGAAUCACCAAGGCAUUUUGCACCAGUUGAUUACAUGGAAACUCCAGAAGAAAUCCUCCGCAGGCGGUAUGAUGAUAAAGAGAAACUUUUAGAGGACCAGAGACGGCUUAAACGUGAGCAAGAAGAAGCUGAUAUUGCCGCUAGAAGGCACACAGGGGUUAUUCCAACGCACCAUCAGUUUAUCACUAAUGAACGAUUUGGGGACCUCCUAAAUGUAGACGAUACUGCAAAGAGGAAAUCUGGGUCAGAGAUGAGACCUGCUAGAGCCAAGUUUGACUUUAAAGCACAGACACUAAAGGAACUUCCUCUGCAAAAAGGAGAUAUUGUUUACAUUUACAAGCAGAUUGACCAGAACUGGCUCGAAGGUGAACACCAUGGCAGAGUUGGCAUCUUCCCACGAUCAUACAUAGAGUUCCUUCCACCAGCUGAGAAGGCUCAACCCAAAAAGCCAUUACCAUUGCAAGUAUUGGAAUAUGGAGAUGCUAUUGCUAAGUUCAACUUCAAUGGGGAUACCCAAGUGGAAAUGUCCUUCAGAAAGGGUGAAAGGAUCACGUUGAUUCGACGAGUGGAUGAGAACUGGUAUGAAGGAAGAAUCCCUGGCACCAGUCGCCAGGGCAUCUUCCCCGUCACGUACGUGGAGGUGCUCAAGCGGCCAGUGGUCAAGAACGCCAUUGACUAUCCCGACCCACCCGUGUCCCUCUCCCCCAGUCGCAGCAUCACAGCCUCACCACAGCAACCUCAAGCACAGCAGCAAGGAGCCAGCCCUGAGCGAAGUCAAACACCACGAGACAUAGUUAGCUACCAAGCCCUCUACAGCUACACUCCUCAGAAUGAUGAUGAGCUGGAACUGAGGGACGGUGACAUUGUUGAUGUGAUGGAGAAAUGUGAUGACGGCUGGUUUGUGGGUACAUCCAGGAGAACAAGGCAAUUUGGCACCUUCCCAGGCAACUACGUGAAGCUUCUGUACCUGUAAAGUAACAGUGAUCCCACCAUGACAAGGAUGGUGGGAGUCCUUUCCAGAUGGUGUUUUUAAACAGUGAAGAAACAGACAAUUUAUGAAUGUAAUAGACAAGAGAUGAGAAGUGUUAGGAGGAUGUGGUUAUGUGGUACACUAUUGAGUUGAAUGUGUAGCCCUGCUUCCAUGGAGUCAGGGUGUGAUUUGUUUGCUGAAGAAGAGACAGUUUCUAGUUUACAGUGCUGCCUUUGUGUAUUCCUCUCCCUUCCCCAGUAAGUUUUGAUGAUAAUCUUAAUUUGUACGGAGUACUUACCUCUGAGAAGGCUUCAGGGAAGCACAUGGUAUAGGUUUUGUUUGUGUGUUGAGAUAGGGUAGUGCUUUGGGGCAGUACUCAGCCCCGCAGCUGCUCACGUUGGCUGGCACAGGAGUUCAGGAACAGGAGUUCAGGAAACAGGCUUGCUGCCCAGUUUCUGCCUUGCUGAAGACUCACUAUUCUCUGCCUUCUAUUUCCAUAGAAAACCUUUCCUUCAUGUCAUGCAUCUUAAGACCCAGCAGAGGCAGAGGACAGCUGAUUCAAUUGAAUUGCAGAGCUCUGUGUGGAAAAGGAGUUUGGGAUUGGUGGUUUAAUCCAGAGAGGUCAGCCAAAGCGUAAUGCAAAAGUGCAAAAAUCCCAAACCCUUCAAUAACAUAUCACUGAUCUCUGCAGGGUUUUUUCUUUUGUGCAGGGGGUGUGUGUGUGAAUGUAUUGUGUGCAAAAUUAACUGAGUCCUGUUUUUAAAGAGAAAUCAGCCUAGCUUUGACAUUUAUCUGCACAAAGAGUAGAACCAAUAAACAGAACAUCCGCGAGGGCAAAUUCUCUUUGAGUCCUACGGCUGUUCACUUUCUCUGCUCCUCUUGCCCAGUCGCUGGCCCUAAAGGAUCAUACACCUUUUCCAGUGUAUGCUUUGGGAUGAAAUGCUGGGACUUCUUUCCCAGCAUUAAAUCUUAGAGGCUCUGAUAAAUCUGAACAAUGGAUCACUGAGGGUGCCUUUUUUUUUUCAUUUUGGUUAGAGUGUUGAUGGUAGGUCAAAUAAAUACAUGCAUUUUGGCUGCCUCUUAGUCAUACAAAAAAGUCUAAUCAAUUUGGAAAGCUGUUCCCAGCAGUUACUACCAGUUACAUAGAUUUGUAUUUCCUUGAGGGGAAAAAAACCCCCAUGGCUUGGCUGUAUGUUUGCCUGUAAAUCCACUCUGAAUACUCUUUUGAUAGACUUUUUGUUAUUAAGAAAAAGCAUAAACAAAACCAAUUCUAUCAGACUCUGCUUCCUACAAUUGCCGUACAAAUAGCAAAGGGUAGAUUGCUAUUUUGUCAUAAGCCGUAUUUAAUAAUAUAAAAUGCCUAUUUUUAUGCUGAUGCUUUUAUACAGAUUUAUUAAGAGUAAACUACAACUAACUGUUAGCACGACUUGCAAUGUUUUGAUAAACUAGCCAUGCUCCUGGGUUUGAAAUCAAGUAGGCUUGUCUUCCGUCUCAGUCAGCGGAAGAGAAGACUCUGUGUCUCAGAAGUUUGACUGUAAAUAUGUAUAUUUAACUUUGUACAGACAAUGUACUUACCUUGUAUAGAGAAAUAAUUUAAACACAUUGAGUGAAGGGAGGGGAAAAAAGGCAGUUGUGAAAGGUUGGGAUUUUUUUCCACUUUAAUUUAAGUGAUGGAAUUCUGUGUAUGUUCACAUAAAGAGUUUUAGCACAAAAUAUUCAUUAUGAAAGGUUUCAGAUAUGAUACAAAGCACCACUGUUUAUUUACUGCAGGAGGUAUCUUGAAUCCUGCAUCUUAUUUAUGGGUUAGUUGUUCUGCUUUGGGUUUGCCCUCCAGUUAUUUGCAACAAUGUUUAGGCCUGUUGGUAAGAUUGGAUAACACCAAAUAAAUGUAUCCAGCAAAGUAACAUGUUGAUAUUGAUUGUAUAUAACAUACUCAUUUAAAAGUUAAUUUUCUGUUCCUGCUCUUGCCAGUUUAAGUUAAACACAAACACACACACACACACAUACACACACGCAUCACACAUAUCCACACAAACUGCAACUUCUUUUUGUGUUGAUUUUUUGUUUCUUAUUGCAGUGGAUUACUAUUUGGCAAUUAAUAAAUGGAAUUAUUGAAUUAC
This is a messenger RNA of Zonotrichia albicollis (white-throated sparrow), 5416 nucleotides long. RefSeq names its product sorbin and SH3 domain containing 1 (gene SORBS1). Gene Ontology annotation, cellular component: cytoplasm; cell-substrate junction; nucleus. Gene Ontology annotation, biological process: cell-substrate adhesion. Gene Ontology annotation, molecular function: protein binding. The record is from RefSeq and is a predicted model, not a curated record. NCBI's taxonomy places the organism in Eukaryota, Metazoa, Chordata, Aves, Passeriformes, Passerellidae.